Molecule: messenger RNA, 1726 nt
Organism: Chara braunii
Lineage: Eukaryota; Viridiplantae; Streptophyta; Charophyceae; Charales; Characeae
Source: the annotation of a GenBank genome assembly
CGACUCUUGAGGCCGGUGGGAGUCAGAUCAGGGCCGGCGAGACAGAUACAGGGACGACAGAUAUGAGAGAUCGGACCGAGAUGGAUAUAGGGACGACAUAUAUGAGAGGUCGGAUCGAGAUGGAUACAGGGGUGGCAGGUAUGAGAGAGGAGAUCGAGACAGAGACUGACGAGAUGACUCGCGCGGACGGUAUGACCGCAUGGGAUUCACGAGGGCGCAGCGUGACGAUUCGCGGAGGUGGAACGACUGAGGAGAUCGACGCGAUGAGUCGCGCGGACGACCCCAGAGCAGCGAGGGGUUCGACCUCCAGAAGCGCAGACGACAGGUCACCCACUCCCAGAAACUCUUGCGUCUACUGUAGAGGGGAUGAUCAUAUCAAGAGAGACUGCCCGGAUCUCAAACGGGCAAUAGAUGAGGGACUUGUCGUGCUUGAUGACCGCAAGUACGUCAAGUGGGCAGAUGAUCUGGGAGACGUAUCGAUGUUCCCUUCGAUGAAGGAGAAUGUUGAAGCAAGGAGAGUAAAACCGAGUAAAGGAAAGGAGCCAGUUAGGAGCCAGAGCAUCAAGAUAACUUUCGAAGGAGAUAUGGCAACCACACCCAUAAGGGUGGCAGCUACCAAGUCGGCGAGAGGGUCUACAUCGAAGAAGACUGACACGGAUUACGUGAUGGCGGAGAAGGACGGACAACGGAUCGAUGGAGAGGAGGUUAUUCUUUCACCGCGAAAGCGGGGAGUGAAGAAGUUCUUGAUGAAGAGUUCGCUGGAUGAGAUUGACACGAUCGAGCCACUGAGACGGGCCCUUCGGCAGCCCAUACAGUGCUCUAUUCUGGAAUAUCUGGCGGCAUCCAAGCCGGUUCGCGACGAGUUACAGAUGAUCACGCCGAAGAUUCGCAUACCUCUAUCAGAGGAGGCUCAUGUGACCCCUAAGGCGGAUGCUCCUACUGUAGCAGUAUCGGAGGUGACUGCUAGAGCAGAUCGCAUGGAGACAGUCCUUCUUGAUGGGAUGGAAGGUGUGCCUCCAGACAAGUUUUACAUACUUGGUAGUGGGACCGUGGAGACGAUCCUAAACGACGGAGCGGUACUAGAUGCUGUGAUCGAUAACGGCAGUGAGACUGCCAUUAUAGACGAGGAUCUGGCAGAGCAAGUUGGACUGGGACUCGAUAGGUCAUACUUAUUCGAGAUAGAGACGGCUGAUGGGAGAAAACAACAAAUCAUAGGAGUUUGUCACAAGGCAGCCAUAGAGGUCCAAGGGGUACGAGUGACCCUGCCAGUCUUUGCAGUCAAGAACUGCAGCUCUGACCUGCUCUUGGGUUGGACGUGGCUGAGCCAUAUGCAUGCGGUAACGAUAGAGCGACCGGACGGGAGCCAGACACUGCCCAUGAAGAAGCUAGAUGGGGCGCGGAUAAUGAUUGAGACGGUGGAGCCUCGAGACCCGAGGAACAGGGCAGCUCUCGCUGUAGGAGUAGAACCUAGUGAUCGGAUUAAGUCAUUAUCUAUCUCCGGCCGCGUGGUGCGAUUUCGCGAGAAGAAAUGUGGACCUCUGCUCACAGAAGAAGAAGGUCGGAUUGUAGAAGUGGAAGAUUUAGGGAGUCGGCUGAUAGUGGACGGCAAUUCGUAUCCAAAGGAGGCAGAUGAGGAGUUUGGCGGCGUGGUAUCUGUGUCUUUUUAAUGGCACGGCCCCCUAUGGAGGGCUACCCAAGCGACACAAGCGAGUAGCCCAGAAAGUUA